AUGGCCUGGCCAUCAUCAUAUAAAGAGCCGCAGCAGCCGAAGUGGAAGCACAGUUACGAUUACGUUUUGGAUUAAACAACACAUGAAAAUGCAUUUUGAAAAUACCAAAUUCAUCUUGCUGAUCUGCAGCCUGACAAUUGCGGUCUGUCAAGCCGACUCCAUCGUCAUCUGCGGCGAUGGCUUAGCCGAUAUGCUGAUGCGCAUCUGCGAGAAUGGCUACAACACCAGAUUUAAGCGAACAGGCGCUAUUCUGCCGGAUUAUAAUGCCAUCGAUUCGGAGAAUAACGCUAAUGCUUUAGACAACUUUGGAGCCUACUCGAGCAUCGACUAUCAAAGACAACCACUGCUCUAUGCCAUGCUGGGCGAGAGUGCUCGUCAUCAGCUGCUUUCGACCCGACGACGUCGAUUUAACAUUGUCGAAGAGUGCUGCGAUAAACCCUGCACAACUCAAGAGCUCAAGAUGUACUGCCGUUGAACUGCCU
Molecule: messenger RNA, 482 nt
Organism: Drosophila albomicans
Lineage: Eukaryota; Metazoa; Arthropoda; Insecta; Diptera; Drosophilidae
Product: bombyxin A-2 homolog
Exons: 2
Coding region: 83-475 (130 amino acids)
Cellular component (GO): extracellular region
Molecular function (GO): hormone activity
Source: RefSeq, a predicted model, not a curated record